UAAUGCAACCCAAAAUCCUGUUGGGAGCUACUGCCUCUUCCCUUGCAGAAGCUAUACAUAUCACAUAGUCCUGUGCUCUCUUAACCAUACUACAGCAGUUUUGUACUAGCGUGUUGUUCAAUUUCAGUUUGGGCAUGGAAUCCUUAAAGUGAUGCUCUGCUUUAAUCACCCUUUCUCUUCUGAUGACAAAUAACUAUGUUUCUUAUUCUAUGUCUUAGGUUUUUAACAGGGAAGAAUAAAAAUGUCUGAGGAAAAAAGUCUACUGCCUUCGUCUAAUUUUAUGGAAGAAGAAUCAGAACUGUUUCCUGAAAAAUACUCCAACCUUUCUGAAAAUGUCAAAUUGCAGUGCAGAGACUUGGAAGAGAAGCUGAAAACGUUUAUGAAGGAGCUGGAGGAGGUCCAGGCAACAUUGCCAAUAUCUGUAAAGGAAUGUGUUAAAGAACUUCGCAGCAUUGCAGAUGGUAUUGAUCUAUUUCACAGAAAUGCCAUCAUAGCCGGCGUUGUUGGAAGCUCAGUUGGGAUUGCGGGUGGAAUCACCACCAUUGUGGGCCUGGCUUUGGCUCCUGUUACCUUUGGAGCAUCUCUGAUUGUGACCUUGGUUGGUGGGGGAGUCGCUACUGCUGGAGGAAUCACUGGGGCUGCAUCUUCUAUUGCUGAUAGUGCUAAUAUACGUAUGAAAGGCAAGAGAGUAGAAGAGAUUAUACAGACAAUCCAGGUGGACAUAGCACACUUGGAAGAACUUCUGAAAUCAAUUAAUGCUCACAUUGAGGACAUGAAAAGGCUGGUAGGUUUGCAAAAUGUUGAUAUUACAAGGGCUGGUGCAAUAGGAGUCUUUGCAGCAGUAGAGAUAACAAGUCUGGCUCAGCUGGCCAAUGUAUCAGCUAUUGCUACAAAAGCAGCCCAUGUAGCAGCAUGGGGAGCCAAGGCAGCAGCAGCCGUAUCUGGGGUCAUAGUCGCACUCUUUAUGUUUGUUGACAUUGCAAUUGUUGCAAAGGGAGCAAAAGAUCUGAAAGAAGGGGCUAAAGUUGAGCAAGCUAAAAAAAUCCGAGCUGUUGCUGAUGAGCUGGAGACUGAGUUUGAAAAGCUGCAAGCUGCUGCACUUGAAGUGGAUUUUCAUUCAUGUGCUACAAUAAAGGAUCUUCAGCUCUGAUGUAACAUUUGAAACACAUAUGAUAUUAUGUAUCAAGCUGUAUACAUACAAAAAUAUACAAAUAUAUACAGUAGAAGGCAAGAUAUUUACCAAGCUCAAUCUUAGGUAGGGUGGGAAUUAACCAACUGUAGGACUGGCCAGACAUGGGGAAAUCGAUGGAGUUUGCAAGCAUGACUAUAUCCCAAUAUAUAGACAAACAAUCGCUGUUUUCACAUGAAUUACAUACAUAUAACAUACACAGUUACAUACAUAAUAACCAGUACCAGAACAAAAGGUGAGGAAGGCCCUGUGCAAAAGAGCUUACAAUCUAAAAAGGGAAGGGAAUGAGACACAAGUUGUGGGAAUGGGCAAGACCAGAAAUUAACAGGUGAGAGAUGUAGCAUAUGAUGUUGCAUUUGGUAGCUUAACAGAGUGAGGGUAGACUUCUC
Molecule: messenger RNA, 1578 nt
Organism: Xenopus laevis (African clawed frog)
Lineage: Eukaryota; Metazoa; Chordata; Amphibia; Anura; Pipidae
Product: apolipoprotein L6
Exons: 3
Coding region: 242-1150 (302 amino acids)
Source: RefSeq, a predicted model, not a curated record